AUGAGGUGUUUCCAGCAACCACUUAAAAAGUCCCCCGAGCGCUGGAAGUACUCCCUUUUAACUUUUGUCCCCAAAUUCUUAUUUGAACAGUUCCGGAAGUAUGCCAACAUAUUUUUUCUUCUCGUCGCUCUCUUUCAGCAAAUACCAGGUGUAUCCCCGACUGGUCGAUUCACUACUGUGGUUCCUUUGUCCUUCAUUUUAUGCGUUUCAGCGGUGAAAGAAAUAAUCGAGGAUUACGUAUGUUUAAACACUAAUUAUUUUAUUAUUCUGCGAAACGGAUCCUGGGAGAGAACUCUGUGGAAGGAUGUUCAAGUUGGAGACUUUGUUAAAUUGACCAGCAACUGCCCUAUACCUGCGGAUCUUGUUAUAAUCGCCACAAGCGAGCCAAUGUCUAUAUGCUACAUUGAAACCUCCAAUCUGGACGGUGAGACCGCUCUAAAACUUCGUCAGGCGAGUGAUACUCACUUGUUCGACAAUUUUUUACAGGGCAUACCACCCACUUCGGGCCUACUAACCGCCGAGGCCCUCAGGAAAGCAAGACUGCGAAUUGAGUGUGAGCAGCCCACAAGAUGCUUGGAGGAGUUUGUGGGUACCCUAUAUGAUGAAAACAAUACGGGUUAUCCCUUGGACAGUAACCAGAUGCUAUUGCGUGGUGCCACGGUGAAAAAUACGAAUUGGGUUUUCGGAGCCGUAGUCUACACAGGAAAAGAGACUAAAGUUAUGCUCAAUUCAACGGCUGCCCCACUGAAGCGAUCCUCUGUCGACAAACAGACCAAUUACUAUAUUCUAGUGCUCUUCGGAUUGCUAACUUUUCUGACGAUCUUCAUGGUCAUUGCUAAUGUUAUAUGGACAAAAACAGUUGGUAAAAACAUGUGGUACCUCACUGGAGUCGAACUGUCUGUUAAAAGUGCUGGAUUCAUGUGCAUCACCGCAUUCAUCAUCUUCCACACCAUCAUUCCAAUCAGCCUCCAAGUGACUCUCGAAGUAGUGCGCUUUGUCCAGGCCCUCUUUAUCAAUUGGGAUUUGGACAUGUACGAUGCGAAAACGGAUACCCCAGCAAUGGCUAGAACGUCAAAUCUCAACGAGGACUUAGGCCAAGUUAAGUACAUGUUCUCCGACAAGACGGGCACCCUCACAAAAAACGUGAUGGAAUUCAAAAUGUGUUCCAUCGGCCGAGACGCUUACGGAUUGGAAGACCAGGAAGCGUCUGCACUGCAGGAUUGGAGACUUCGGAUGAAACUCCUGGAGCGGGACCGCGAUGUGGACUGGUUUUUCACCAUCCUUGCGGUGUGUCAUACGGUCAUCCCGGAGUACGUUGAUAUUGACAUUGAUCGCGACGAUGUCCGUUAUCAGGCGACUUCACCAGAUGAGCGGGCACUUGUGAUGGCUGCAAAGGCAGUGGGCUACGUUUUCUGUGAACGAGAGCCCGAUUCGGUCACAAUUCGAGUGAAAGGCGAGGACAUUCAGUUUAAGCUCCUCCACGUCAUCGAAUUUACCAGCGAACGGAAGCGGAUGAGCGUCAUUGUUGAGGAUGCAGACGGGAAAAUAUUUCUCAUGGUCAAGGGAGCCGACACCGUCAUCUACGAACGCUUGGCAAGUGAUGCUCUUUACAGGGAGGAGACCUUGUCUCAUAUGGAUGAGUUUGCAAGCCUUGGCCUGCGAACUCUGUGCAUAGCUUUCCGUCGUCUAGAUCGCGCCUUUUACGAAGAAUGGGCAUUGAGUUACUACAAGGCAAGCAUCUCAGUCACCAAUCGGAAUGCCCUAUUGGACGAGGUCUGCGAGCUGAUUGAACAGGACUUGCAGCUGGUAGGCGCGACAGCUAUCGAGGAUAAGCUGCAGGACGAAGUACCUCAGACCAUUGCCAACAUACUGGCCGCGGGAAUCUCCAUCUGGGUGCUCACGGGCGACAAACAGGAGACGGCUGUCAAUAUCGGCAUUUCUUGCCGUCUCGUAAACCCGGAGCAGGUCCAGCUGAUCAUCAAUGGCAGCAACUUGGAUGCUGUUCGGGACCAGCUCUUCGAGUGUGGCAACGAGUUGGCAAAGGAACUUGCUGAGGGCCACGAGGUUGCUCUCAUUGUUACAGGCAAGGCUCUGGAAUUACUUCUCACGGCUCAAUGCCAUAAAGAAUUCUUCGAAAUCGCGCACAAGAGCUCAUCAGUUAUCUGCUGCCGAGUGAGCCCGUGGCAGAAAGCGGAAGUGGUUAGAUUGGCACGAACCUUCACCAAUGACAUCACGCUUGCAAUUGGCGACGGAGCGAACGAUGUCGGUAUGAUUCAGGCGGCGCACAUUGGAGUGGGCAUCUACGGAGUGGAAGGUCGUCAAGCGGCAUGCUCCUCCGACUACGCUAUUGCGCAAUUUCGCUUCCUCAACAAACUUCUUCUGGUCCAUGGGGCUUGGAGUUUCAACCGCAUCACCAAGGUAAUCCUUUACUCCUUCUACAAGAACAUCUGUCUCUACGUCAUCCAGUUCUGGUUCGGCAUGGUCUCCGGCUUCUCGGGACAGAUAAUCUUUGAUCGGUGGAGCAUGGCCCUCUACAAUGUGGCCUUCAGCGCGGCACCUCCACUGGCUCUCGGGUUGUUUGAGCGAAAUAUGAGUGCUAAGAAUUGUCUGAAACUGCCGAUGUUAUACAAGGAGACGCAAAGAACCACCACUUUUGACAAAGUGACUUUCCUCACGUGGCUGGCGAAUGGGGUCUUCCAUUCAGCUAUCCUCUUUUGGAUUCCUCUUUUCGCUUUCUAUUCCGAUGUCGCCUAUCCAAAUGGUCACACAGGUAGUCGUCUUGUCGUGGGUAGCACUGUAUAUACGUGCGUGGUGAUGACGGUCUGUCUGAAAGCGGGCCUCGAGCAUACAGCAUGGACAGUCUUCUCCCACCUCGCCAUUUGGGGCACUAUUGUGCUGUGGUUCCUUUUCCUCAUCGUCUAUUCUCAUGUUUAUCCUACUUUUCCAAUUGGUCCCGAGAUGGUCGGAAUGGAUAUGGCGUGUUUCAGCAGUCCACUCUUUUGGUUACUUCUUAUUGUUGUUCCCGUUAUCGCACUGACUCGGGAUUUUGCUUGGAAAGUACUUCGACGAACCUACUCUGUAACGAUGCGUGAGCAGGUUAUGCUCUGCGAACAGAAUGGUGUCGAGCCAGAGCCGUUUAUGCAGAUGUUUAAGCCCCACAGAACUCGAGGCCUACGACUAUUCCGGCACCAGCCUUUCGUUCCCAUCGCCUCAGAUGCGCCAAGUCUUCUUAGCCAGCCCCCGGAUCACGGAUACGCAUUCAGUCAGGUGGAGCGUGGCCGACUAACCCAAACGGACAUCGUGCGAGCAUGCCAUUCGACGGAGACCAAACCGACUGGCAUCUAA
Molecule: messenger RNA, 3345 nt
Organism: Echinococcus granulosus
Lineage: Eukaryota; Metazoa; Platyhelminthes; Cestoda; Cyclophyllidea; Taeniidae
Product: putative phospholipid-transporting ATPase IA
Exons: 29
Coding region: 1-3345 (1114 amino acids)
Biological process (GO): phospholipid translocation
Cellular component (GO): plasma membrane
Molecular function (GO): magnesium ion binding; ATPase-coupled intramembrane lipid carrier activity; ATP binding
Source: RefSeq, a predicted model, not a curated record